GCGUUUGACAGCCCAUAACUAAGCGCCCCUUCGGAAACGGUUCCCACGAACGAUAUCGAAUUGCACAACGCGUAAACACGCAUUGCUGAAUGUUAAAAAAAAACAACAACGGGAACAACAGAAAAUCAAGACUGGCUACCCGGGAGCGGUGUGCAAUCGUAAUUCGGGCGGGAUUUACACCAAAGAAUGGAAAUAUUUGUCUACCGCGGCGAAUGGGGAUUACCCUCGAUCGAUUACGAAUGUAACCGGCUUCUGGCAUAUCUGAAAUUUGCCGGCGCCAAAAUAACGGUCAACUUUAACGGCAAUCCGUUCAGCUCACCGAACGGCAUGCUGCCGUACAUGAUAGCCGAUGGAAGGAAGAUUGCCGGAUAUGGACGAAUCGUGGAGCAUCUGGUGGCCGCCGGUAUAGGGCCACCACCGAUGCCGGCACACGGCACGCCCGUUAAUGCGGGGGACGAAAGCCAGCACGCUGCUACCCGGAUCAAUGGCCACAUGCAGUACGUGCAGGAAAAUUUGCAUCCCUACUUCAUGUACAUGCUGUGGGGCGAUCCGAAGAACGUGGACACCACGCGCACGGUGUACGCGAAACGCAUUCCAAUCCCGUUCAAUUUCUACUGCCCGCGCAAGUACGUGCUGCGAACGAACGAUAUCACGCAAUCGUUGGCCGGCUUUUCGCUAGAAGAUUCGAUCGAAUUUCACGACGUUUCGGAGUUUCAACACAAUGCUAAAACCUGCCUCAAUUGGAUCGCUUCGAAGCUUGAGGACAACCGGUGGUUUGUGGGUGAUCGGCCCACGGAGGUGGACGCAAUGGUGUACGGUUAUUUGUCCGUGUUGCUGAAGCACACGUUGCCGAACAAUGUGCUGCAGAACCACAUCCGGCAGUGUCCGAAGCUAAUGCAGUACGUGGAUCGAACGACAACCACCUUCUUUGCCAAGGAGGGUUUCAAUAGUUUUACCGCCACGGCACGGAACAAUGGCGGCCAGCAGAAGGAGUCCGGUGCGGGCAGUCCGAACGAUGGUGGUGCGUCGACCUCCUCCUGCACUUCGACCGGUGGUGGAGAACGGUCGGAAAAGGGCGGGAAUGAUGCAAAGUUUCACACCGGCCAACAGCAAGACCCGGACGACGGACCGAAGGAAAGACGGAAACGCUACAUUCUGUCUGGGCUGGUGGCAACGGUGGCAAUGGUAGGAUUUGCAGUGCUGAACGGUAUUUUAACGCUUCCGAACGAGGGAAACCAUGGUAAUUUCAUACAGUACGAUGACCCCGGUGACUAUGAUGAUGAUAAUUAGGUAGUUGCUAUUAGUUACACUGCCACCCUUUGUUAAGCUUGUUUUAACUGAAACGGAUUGCUGGCAGCGUUAGAGCUUCGAGAAAGUACCAAAAUUAGACGAUACGGUGAAAGCAUAAAGCACAUGUUCGUUACACUGAACCUAGGGGCUGUGUGUGUGUGUGUGUAUUAUUUUAUUGGUUUAAAUACUUUUCACAGUACAAUUUGUCUCUUUAUCUAAUGGCUUCGCUUCGUUUGAAUAAAUAAGCAGCUAGCACGA
Anopheles stephensi (Asian malaria mosquito) is the source of this 1548-nucleotide messenger RNA. RefSeq names its product metaxin-1 homolog. The record is from RefSeq and is a predicted model, not a curated record. Bases 187 to 1290 code for a protein of 367 amino acids. The transcript has 4 exons. Gene Ontology annotation, biological process: mitochondrion organization. Gene Ontology annotation, cellular component: SAM complex. NCBI's taxonomy places the organism in Eukaryota, Metazoa, Arthropoda, Insecta, Diptera, Culicidae.